Molecule: messenger RNA, 1719 nt
Organism: Cladophialophora immunda
Lineage: Eukaryota; Fungi; Ascomycota; Eurotiomycetes; Chaetothyriales; Herpotrichiellaceae
Product: D-xylulose kinase A
Exons: 1
Coding region: 1-1719 (572 amino acids)
Biological process (GO): D-xylose metabolic process; xylulose metabolic process
Cellular component (GO): cytosol
Molecular function (GO): D-xylulokinase activity
Source: RefSeq, a predicted model, not a curated record
AUGACCUCCUCCGGGCCCCUAUAUCUCGGCUUCGAUCUAUCCACCCAACAAUUAAAAGGGUUGGUGGUCGACUCUAGCCUCAAAAAGAUCCACGAAGCCAAGUUCGACUUUGACGCCGAUUCCAAGGGCUUCAACGUGAAUAAGGGCGUUCUUGUGAAUGAAGCCGAACAUGAAGUUUUUGCGCCAGUGGCAAUGUGGCUACAAGCCAUCGACACUCUUUUGGGUCGUCUGAAGGACGACGGCCUCGAUUUUAGUCGGAUCAAGGGGAUUAGCGGCUCGGGCAUGCAGCAUGGAAGUGUCUUCUGGAAUGCUGAUGCGGAACAACUACUUUCUCAACUCGAUCCUUCGAGAACACUAGAGUCGCAGCUCGACGGUGCGUUCGCACAUCCGUUCAGUCCCAACUGGCAGGACGCAAGCACCCAGAAGGAAUGUGACGAGUUUGACGCUAUUCUGGGCAAUGAAUCGCAACUAGCACAUGUAACUGGCAGCAAAGCACACCAUCGCUUCACUGGCCCGCAAAUCCUACGAUUUCAACGUAAAUACCCAGAUAAAUACAUCAAGACAUACCGGAUCACUCUUGUGUCAUCUUGGAUCGCUACUAUCUUCCUCGGAAAAUAUGCCCCGUUCGACAUCUCGGAUGUCUGCGGCAUGAAUCUGUGGGAUAUCAAAGCCGGCAACUGGAACGAGAAACUGCUGGAGCUCGCUGCAGGACCAUCUGGUGUGGACGCGCUGAAGAAAAAACUGGGCGACGUGCCUCAAGACGGUGGUAUCCAUCUAGGCACCGUCUCGCCCUACUUUAUCAAACGCCAUGGCUUUUCGAAUGAAUGCACCAUUAUCGCCUCGACUGGGGAUAACCCUUCCACAAUCCUUGCAUUACCGCUCCGCAGCAACGAUGCCAUGGUCAGCUUGGGCACAAGCACCACCUUCUUGAUGUCCACUACCGAGUAUAAACCAGAUCCGAGCACGCAUUUCUUCAAUCAUCCGACUACACCCGGACUAUAUAUGUUCAUGUUGUGCUAUAAAAAUGGCGGGCUGGCUAGAGAGAAGGUUCGCGACGCGAUCAAUGGCAAGCUAGGGGUUAAGGAGAAGAAUUCCUGGGCAGAGUUCGACAAGCACUUGCUUGAGACGCCGCCCCUUGCACAGUCCGACGAGAAGGACCCCAUGCACUUAGGUCUAUAUUUCCCUCGCCCUGAAAUCAUCCCUAACCUUCCGGACGGAGAGUGGCAUUUCUCAUACAAGCCGCAGAGUGAUGAGCUCAACCCCGAGAAAUCUGUUCCACAGCCCCCUGAGCAAGACGCGAGGGUCAUUGUGGAAAGUCAAUUCCUCUCCCUCCGGCUCCGUUCUCGCGAACUCGUCUCAAGUCCUGCAAAGGAUAUGCCCCCGCAACCACGCCGGAUUUAUUUAGUGGGCGGCGGCUCACGCAACAAGGCAAUCGCCCGCGUGGCAGGCGAGGUGCUAGGCGGUUCCGAAGGUGUGUUCAAGCUGGACGUCGGCGAGAACGCGUGUGCUUUGGGCGCCGCGUACAAGGCGGUAUGGGCGGUCGAACGAAAACAGGGCGAGACGUUUGAGGAGUUGAUCGGGCAGAGGUGGCGAGAGGACGAGUUUGUCGAGAAGAUUGCGGGUGGGUACAACGCGCAGGUGUGGGAGAGGUAUGGUAGCGCGUUAAAAGGCUUUGAAGAGAUGGAGAACAGGUUGUUGCGAGAGCAUGAGCAGAAGUGA